UAAUACUAUCUCGGAGGGAAAGCCACCAUGUUUAUCAGCUUCUGAAAUCUGACAUGCACUACAACCCUCUUCCCAGGACUCAGGAGUCGCAUUUUUAAAAUUUAAAUUUAUGUAUGUGACUGGGGCGUUAGCUCACGCACUCUUUCAGUAUGGAGAGAAAGAAAAAGGUUGUUCCAAGUGUGAGUGAUAUUUUUGACCUCAGUAAAAAAAUGGAGCCCAUCACUAUAAGGUCCGGAGCCGUUAUGGGCCGCCAAGUGCCUGAUGAUGAUCUCUUCCUAAGACCUCACACUUCUAGAAGACCAGGGGGUCUCGAUUAUGUUCAUAAAUAUGUGGAAGAGGAAGAAAGACUGCUCUUGACGGGUCAUAAAACAGCUGUGCCCAGCUUGGUACAUAGAGAAUUGUGUGAAAUGGAGGAUAUGACCUCCAUUGGAUCAACACCUAAUCUAGCUGAUGUUGAUCAAGAUGACUUACAAGUGUUUGACCAAUUUAAUUUUACACCUGUUAAAUCAAAUUUACCUAUUGAAGAAUUAAGAAUGAGGAUCGUUCAGAUGGUUGAAACUAAUCAAGUUCUUGUUGUUGUGGGAGCUACUGGCUGUGGGAAAACAACCAAGUUACCUCAGUUCAUCCUUGAUCGACAUGCCCAGAUGCGGAAAAAAUGUAAUAUUAUUGUGACCCAACCUCGAAAGAUUGCUGCAAUUAGUGUAGCAAAUAGAGUUUGUGCGGAGAGAAACUGGACUCUUUCAACUAUAGUAGGGUACCAGGUGGGUCUUGAUAAUCAAACAUCACCAUCUACUCGUUUGACUUACUGUACCACCGGAGUGCUCAGGGAGAAGCUAGUGAGAGAAAGAAAUAUGAUGGCAUAUACUCAUGUUAUUAUAGAUGAAAUACAUGAAAGAGAUUUGGAUACCGAUUUUCUUAUGCUGAUUGUCCGCAAACUUCUACGGUCAAAUUCUAGAACUGUUAAGGUUAUUCUUAUGUCUGCAACCAUUGAACCCUCCCAUUUUGCCAAGUACUUUUCAUUACCUUUAGGUGAUAUCCUUGUACCAGCACCUGUCCUAGAAAUUCAGCAACACACUCCUUUCAAGGUUGAUGAAUACUUUAUAGAAAAACUUUCACCUCUUGGCAAUAUCCCUAGAUUUGAAGUUGAGGACCCAUUUAUACAUGAACAAACCUAUGACCUAGCUGUUAAAUUAAUAAUGCAUUUUGAUAAAAUGGAUAAAGAUGCAUUUGAAUUUGAGUACAAUAGAAAGCCCACUAUGCAGGAUAAUUACAAGAAGGAUGUGCUUGUCUUUUUGCCUGGUAUUCAUGAGAUUGAGAGCAUGCAUGAACUACUGGAUAAGAAGAAAACAGAGCAUGGCUAUUUGUGGCAUCUCCUACCGCUUCACUCUACUAUUACCAGAGUGCAACAAAGUAAAGUUUUCAUUGCAGCUGCUGAAGGAUACAGAAAAAUCAUUCUAUCAACUAAUAUUGCAGAGAGCUCAAUUACCGUUGUAGAUAUUGUAUAUGUAAUUGAUUUUUGCCUCACAAAACAUUUGGUCUGUGAUCCCCUUACAAAUUUUACUAGCUUAAAAUUGUCUUGGGCGGCACAUUCAAAUUGUAAACAGCGUGCAGGUCGAACUGGGCGAACGAAUCCUGGCAGAGUUUACCGAAUGGUCCCAGAAUCUUUCUAUGAGACCGUCUUGAUUUAUGAAGCUCCUCCUGAGAUGACUCGCUGUCCUCUUACUACAACAGUAUUGAAAGCUAAACAGUUGAAAAUGGGAGGUCCGGAGGCGAUAUUGGCUUAUGCCUUGGAUCCACCUGACUUGGGUCGUUUGGAAUCUACAAUUCUCAUAUUAAAAGAGGCAGGUGCUUUACUUAUGACUAGUGAAGGGAAUCCUUCAAAAUACGAUGGGGAUCUCACAUUUUUGGGAACUGUAAUGUCCAAUUUGCCCCUUGACAUCCAUCUUUCAAAAAUGAUAGUACUUGGGAAUGUAUUCUCAAUCCUGGAUGACUGUAUUGUUAUGGCUGCUUGGAUGACAGUGCGUAAUGUGUUCUGUAAUGAUUUUCAUGAUCGCCUUGGACCAUAUGCAUCAAAAAUUUCAUUCAGUGGAGGCUCUAAUAGUGAUUGCAUAGUUUACCUCCACGUUUUUCGAACUUUUACUGAACUUGAGCGGACAAACUAUUUCAAAACAUCAAAUGAUAGUGCUAAAGCUUGGUGCAAGAGAAAUUUCUUGAACUUAAAGGCUAUGCAAGAAGCGAAAGAGUUAGUGGAGGAGCUUAGGAAAAGACUGAGAAACCUUGGUGUAUAUGAUGUUGCUGCUGAAGGAAGACCCAAUUGGGAUUCCUCACUGUUACCUCUUGUAAGAAAGGUAGUAAUAGCUGGUGCAUUAUACCCUAAUUAUUUCAUCAGAGGUGCUCUUGGUGGGCAGGUAGACGAAUCUAAAGCUGUCAAAACAUUGUCAGGGAAAGACCCUUUUACUACUGUGUAUGUUCAGGGUUUAAGUCCAGAGCAGCCAGGCGAAUUAUAUGCCAAAGUUUUUAAAGACAUAUUUGAAACAUAUGCAGGGGUGGUCUCUAAUGUUUCCUUUGAUGGUUCAAGCAAAGUUUACAUUGAGUUCAAACGGGAGAAUAUUAAAGAUCUACCUGGCAGAAUCUCCUAUCCAGUUUAUAGAUCUGUUAAAAUGCGACAGUUGAGAAUUCCUAUUGAAAUUCCUAUUCUCAAUCCCACAGAAGCUAAGGAGCGUGCAGAAAAGUUUGGCAUUGAUUCUUCUGAACGACAUUUGUCUUUAGGAAAGCUUGAAGAAAACCCUCUUUCCAACUUACCUGCUGAAAUUGAAUUUAUCCCAUCAUUUAUUUUUGAUCCAAACAAGUUUUGGAUUCACACAAAGACUGUGAAAAAUUUAAACAUCUAUCAAAGACAACUAAAUACUCCUGGAAAUACAUUCUCCCUCUCUCACAUGCCAAAAAUUGGUGAUAUAUAUGCUGCUCCUUAUCCUCAAAAUUCUGGAACACUUUAUCGUGCCCAAUUGAGUUAUAUCAACAAAGAUAAUCGUGCCUAUGCCACAGUUCUCUUCAUUGAUUAUGGCAAUGUUGAUGAUUCCAUGCCUGUUAAAUACUUGUGUGAAAUUGGGCCUGAAAUUGAGAACCUAAAGUCCCUGAUUCAGGUCCCUCCCCUGGCUAUGGAGUGUUCUCUGAUGGGCAUUGGUCCAUCUCCUCUUACAAACAAAAAUGGUGUUUGGUCCAAGCAAGCAGUCACCAGAUUCCAUAACCUGAUGAAUGGGAAAAUGAAAGGAUAUGUAUUUUCAGUUGUUGAUGGUGUUGUGUCUUUGACUGUGAAGCCCUUGGGAAAAGAUUUGAGUAUUAAUGAUUUGUUAAUAGAAGAAAACAUAGCUAUAAAAAUUGAUGAGAGCUACCGCUCUAAGCUGAGUAAUUCCUUGAGGAUGUCAAGCCAAACCAGCCGUAAUAUGUUGCAAUUGACUAAAGAAAACCCAAAAGAAGAACCUUGCCGGCAGAUUAUAGUCUCUGACAGCAAUCUGCGAAGAGUUGAAAACUAUGUGCAGCCACCAUCCAGGAAUGAAUGUAGAAGUGUGUUAAGAUUGAAAGGGCCUUCUAGUCCUUUAGAAAUGAAUGUUUAUGGUUCUACUAGAGUCUCAAGUGGCAAGGAAAUUAGUAUGGAACUUGACUCUGUCAACUCUGUUCUCUUAGAUUCAAAUCCAGAAGAUCCUCAUGAAAGACUGCUAGUUGCAGGAUUUGUAGCAAGUAAUGCUUCUGGCACUAGAUUAAAGCUUGGACAUACAACACUUAUGCCAAAUAUUCCUGGGUUAUCUGCCUUAAUGUGUCUGUUGUUUGCUCCAUCAGUGGAGUUGAGGCAAAGUAGGGAUAGAAGAAGAUAUACUGGUGCCUUGUGUGGCCUUGGUUAUGAUGAACAGCACAAGGAAGCUCUUUUCCCUGAAAAUGACAUGGAAAUUAUUUUUGAUAGUGUAAUAACUCUGGAUGAUAUGCAACUUGUGAAUAAAAUAAGGUAUUGGAUGUCCCAGCCAUUGCUAACUGUACCUGGUGAUGAUAUGUGUGAUGCCACACCAGCUCAAGUCCUGAAGAGUCAGAUUAAAGUUCAUGAACACAUUACCUCGCUUCUGAAUAGUUUUCGCCAUUCUCAAGAAGUUGAACCCUUCUCAGCUUCCUAUCAAUGGCAUCGGUUCAAGGAAGAUGAUUUACUGGUCCCAGACGUCAUUGAGGAAAGAUCACCUUUCAGACCUCAUUGUGGACUCUUGCUCUCUGAAUGACCAUAUUGUUCUAAAAAAACAUCUUUUACUAUAGACUUCAGUGAUUUCAAUCAAUUCAUUAAUCAAUUAUUUUGUUUUUCAAACCUAUUGGUACAUAUCUGAGUAUAGUACCUAUUUUGUAUAGCAUUAUUUAAUGUUGAUAGGUAGCAUCUGAUUGCUGCAAAUUUAUUUUGUGUUACUGUAAACCAGUAAACGUAAUUUUAAUUAAACUUUCUUACAUGUAAA
Frankliniella occidentalis (western flower thrips) is the source of this 4487-nucleotide messenger RNA. RefSeq names its product probable ATP-dependent RNA helicase spindle-E (gene spn-E). Gene Ontology annotation, molecular function: RNA binding; ATP binding. The transcript has 24 exons. Bases 150 to 4262 code for a protein of 1370 amino acids. Lineage: Eukaryota; Metazoa; Arthropoda; Insecta; Thysanoptera; Thripidae. Gene Ontology annotation, cellular component: intracellular anatomical structure. The record is from RefSeq and is a predicted model, not a curated record.